CACGGGAUCCUGAUAUCGAGACGUGGGACGCAAUGCGGCAAAAUUUAGAUGAUACAAAAUACUGACCCACGCUAUAAUAGAAAAGAUCAUAAAGUGAGCAUUUUUUAUAAUUUUUGUUCUAUUAAAAAGUAUUCCUACUGUGAGUGUGGGUGCUGUGAAAAGGUGAUUUAAAAACACCUAACAUUUACAAGAUUAUAUACACAUAGUAGAUCUUUAAAAUGCUUAAGAAGUAAGAUAUUUUAUUAAAAAAAAAAGAUGAAAGAGAUGAAUAUGCUAUUAGCACCGUUAUGUCACGAGCCGACAUUUUGCUGCACCAGCUAUAUGUCUCCCCAGGGUAUUUAUCACACACACGUGUCUCUAUUAUUCACGGUUGUAGCGAAGUGGAGAUCCGUGUUUCAAAUCCAAGCUUCUGUGCGACUACGCUCUUCGCAGUUUUGGGAGUUUAGAACACAGUGUAAGUGACUCACGAAAUUUGCUAUGCGGAAACCAUGGACAGACGCUGAGCUAUAUUUGAAUGCGUCUAUUUUACAGAAUUUAUUUUCAUCGAAUAGACCAUGAUUUCUCAAAGAACUACACGACGAAGUCAGAUUGACCAAGUCAAAUUACAGAUUUUUUAGUUUUAAAAUUUUCCCUCACAAUAUAUCGUCGAAUAAUCAGCGGUAAUUUACUCAGUGCUUGUUGUUCUUUUCUUUAGCUAGUGCAGCUUUGUGGCACCAUAAAAGCUAGUGCAGCUUUGUUGCACCAUAAAAGCUAGUGCAGCUUUGUUGUACCAUAAAAAGCUAGUGCAGCUUUGUCGCACCAUAAAAAGCUAGUGCAGCUUUGUCGCACCAUAAAAGCUAGUGCAGCUUUGUUGCACCAUAAAAGUACAAUUAUUAUAAUUAAUAUAUAUGUUAUAUUAUAUAUAAAAAACUGCUACUGUGCUAGAGGUACAUGUGGUGUGAACUGGAUUGAAAUGUAAGAUGUCUCUCCUGAAAAUUACUCAUGGAUCGUUUAAUCAAUCCCAUUCUAUGUUCGGCGAAAGUGCUGGAAAACAGUGUGCAUGUUGUAGCUUGUAUGCAGUUUCUUUUUCAACUAGAGUAAAGUCCCCAGGUAAUUGGAAUGUUAAUGAUAUUGAUUUUAUCAUUACAGAAGCAGAUAAACUAUACAAAUCUCUCAAUAAAAACACAUACCUUACGGUACCUGAUCUACCAAACAGUGUGCCUAUAUUUGGAUCUAAUGUUACAAUUACUUAUUUAGAUAAAGAAUAUGGUCUUUUAAGUAGCUAUUCUAUUCCGCGCUUUUUGUCAAAUUUGAAUAACUCAAUUGGAGACGGGUUACUUUUUUUCGUGAAAUUUAUUUGUGUUGCGAUACUCCCUAAAAAGAACUGUGUCUACUUGUUUGAUUCUCAUAGCAGAAAUAACUGCGGUCAGCCAACACCUGAUGGUUUUUCUUCUUUAAUGAAAUUCCAAAGAAAGAGAGAUUUAGAAAUAUACCUUCAUACAACCUACAUUGAUCUAACGACAGUUGAUGAGCCAUAUGAAUUACAAUACAUAAGUAUUGAUUCAGAUGAAGAAGUAAGUCUUUCUCGACUAUAUUCUAACAAAGUCAAUAGAGAAAAGAGUCGUUUACGCAUGGCAACGGAAGCCAACAAGGAAAAAUGUAAAAUAAGACAUGCAACUGAUACCAACAAGGAGAAAGCUAAAAAGCAGCAUGCAACUGAGGAGAAUAAGCAAAAAGCUAAAAAACAGCAAGCAACAGAACACAGCAGGGAUCAAUCUAGAAAACGAAAGGCAACUGUUUCCAAUAAGGAGAAAGCAAAUACAUAUAACAAUGCUGAUGCUAAGCGCAAACAAAAAAGUGCUAAAACAAUAAAUGAUUGCAUUUUAAAUUUCCAGAAAGCUAUUCAGAAUGGCCCCUACUAUGUCUGCAUAGUUUGUAAUAGGAGCCUUUACAAGAAAACUGUAAAAUUAUUUAGCAAAAACAAUUAUGAAGUAAGUUUAUACUAUGUGUUUACAGAUGUUCUAUGCUUUGAUUCUCAUGCUUACAUUUGCAUAACUUGCGAUAAGUAUUUAAAAAAAGCUGAGAUACCCCCGCAGGCUGUUUGGAAUAAGUUAAAUAUUGUUGAUCUUCCUAAUGAAAUUCAAUGUUUAAACAGACUUGAGCAAAUUCUGAUUUCAAAAAGAAUAUUAUUUAAAAAAAUAGCUGUUAUGCCUAAAGGUCAACAACAAAAGAUAAAAGGUGCUAUUUGCAAUGUUCCUAUUCAAGUAGAAGCCGUUAAUAACUGUCUUCCUCAGGGUAUAGAUAGUAGUGGUGUAUUGUUUGUUAAACUGAAGAGAAAAUUGGCUUAUCGAGGCCAUGUUGUGUUUCAAAGUGUACGUCCUGAGCUUUUAAACGAAGCCCUACAAUAUUUGAAAAAUUUCAAUUCCUUUUACUCAGAUGUGCUGAUAAGAAUGGAUAAUAUAACCCAGGAAUUUUUAAGUUUAUGUGAUACAGAUGCUAUGGUUGACACAAAUGAAUUUUCAGUAACAGUUGACAUUGAUGAUGACAAUUUAGAAGCUGAAAACCCCCUAAGUAUGAAUUGUGCAAGUAGUGAUGAAAUGUGUGUUAUACCAAAUUUCCAAAAUCCAGAUGAUGAGGUUUUAGAUAUUGCUCCUGGUGAGAAUAAACAACCACAAUCUUUUUUUUCUGACCAAUACUGUGAGGAGCUUGCAUUUCCCUUUUUAUUUCCCACUGGAAAAUUUGGGUAUAAGGUUGCUAGACCAGUGUACUUGACAGCGACAAAAUAUUUCAACCAGCGUUUGUUAAAUUUUUCCCAGCGCUUUUCUUCAAAUGCUGAUUAUAUAUUUUUUGCUCAUUAUGUAAUGCAACAGUCAAAUUUGUUUAAUCAAAUAAAUAUUGCAACGAAAAAGGUAAAGGGCACAAUAACGGCUGGGCAGUUGCAAAUUAAUUUUCAUGAAACAGUUCGUUCUUUUAUUUGUGAAGGUCAAGGUUACCAAUUUAUGAACUCUAUUAAAGGAACACCUGCUUAUUGGAAACAUUUUCUUUACGAUGUUUUAGCAAUGGUUAAACAGUUAGGAUUGCCAUCAUACUUCCUUACUCUGUCAUGUGCAGAUUUGAGAUGGGAUGAACUGGUAGUGAUAAUAGGAAAAUUGAAUAACAUUGAUGUUAGCAGUAACGAAUUGGAUUAUUUUAGACGUUGUAGUAUUCUUAAUCAAAACCCAGUUUUAACUGCAAGGCACUUUCAAUACAGAGUAGAGAAUUUCUUUAGAGAAAUUUUGCUUCAUAAGAGUAGUCCUAUUGGCCAAGUAGCUAAUUAUGCUAUUAAAGUCGAAUUUCAGUUUAGAGGUUCACCCCACAUCCAUGCUUUUCUUUGGUUGUUAGAUUCACCAACUCUUACAAACGAAACCACAGACAGUUACACAUCUUUUGUUGAUAAUACAAUACGCGCAGACCUCCCUGAUCCAUUAAUUGAGCCUGAAUUACACAACCUUGUCUCUCAAUAUCAAAUCCACUCUCAUUCAAAUUCUUGUCGCAAAUACAAGAACAUUCCAUGUCGUUUUAAUUAUGGACGUUUCUUUACUGAUCGAACAGUUAUAGCCAGUCCAUUACCAGAGAAUAUGUCUGAUUCUGAAAAAUUGAGUUUAUUAUCAGAAAGAACUAAAGUAUUAAAGAAAGUCAAAUUAUUUAUCGAUGAAAAUUUAGACCCUAGUAAGCCUAACUACUUGAGCGACAGCUGCAAGUCCAUACCAGAGAUUUUAUUGGAACUUCACAUAUCAGAAGUUGACUAUUAUAGGGUUUUAGCAAUAUCUCCAAAUCAAGACUUUGAAAUAUACUAUCAUCGACCACCAAAUUCAUGUUUUGUAAAUAAUUACUUUGCAGCAGGACUUUUAGCUUGGAAAGCCAAUUUGGACUUGCAGCCUGUGUUCAAUUAUUAUAAAGCAGUGUCAUAUAUGUGUUCUUAUUUCUCUAAAUCGGAAAAUGAGUCAUCUCUUGCAAUGAAAAAGGCAGCUGAAGAGUCUGAAAAUUUAAACUUGCCAGAUCGUAUGAGAAAAUUAGCCUUAGCAUUUUUAUCACACCGCCAAUGUUCAUUACAGGAAGCUGUUUAUCAGGUAUUGCCAGAGUUAUGGUUACGUAAAUGUUUCCCAGGAAUUGUGUUUGCUAAUACAAAUUUGCCUGAUAAAAGAUACAGAGUUUGUAAAUCUGAAGAAGAAUUAGAAGAAUUGCCUCCAGAUAGUACAGAUGUUUUUAAGCGCAAUAGUUUAGAUCGAUACAUGGAUCGACCCAAUGUUACAUUUAAGCGUGGUCAAUAUUAUAUGAUUAACAAUUUAUGUUUUGCUGAAUUUCUUGCGUAUUAUGUGCUGGACACAAGUAAAAAGCUUGACAUAGUAAAUGAUUAUCAACCAGAGGUUCUUUUAGAUGAUGAUGAAAUUUGUAAUCCCUUAUUGCGUUUACCUAAGUCUGUUCCUCUGAUGUCUUCCAAAGAAAAAUUGAAACGGAGAAAUAAAAAGCGUGUUGUCCGUUAUCAUACUCCUAAUCCAGUUAAUAAAGCGGAAGAGUAUGCCCACCAUUUGUUGAUGUUAUUUUACCCCUUCAGAAAGGAAUCUGAUUUACUUAGCGAAGUUGGAAAUUCUUAUGUUGUUAAACUUAAUGAUCCUGAGGUUCUGAGCAUUGUUAAUGAGAACAAGGCUAGAUUUGAACCAUGGGGUGAUAUGGUAAAUAAUGUUUUAAUGAAUGCUGAUUUUUCACCUCGAACUGAUCAAUUUGCGCAACAAGAGAAUGACAAUGUUGAGGAAAAUGUAGUUAGGGAUAAUGAAUAUCAAGGUGAACAAGCUCAAGGUUUAAAUGCUGCAGCUUCUUCGAAUGCAGGGCACACAUCAACACAGAUUAAUUUAAUGUCAGAUGAUAGUAUUAAUGAAUUAAUACGUAGUUUAAACGAAAAACAACGUUUUCUUUUUGACGUAAUUAAUAGAUGGGCCCGAAGGCAUGUUAAAAAUUUAUCAGCUGAAGAAGUUACAGAAAAUCCUCCUUUGCAUUUAUUUGUUACAGGUGGUGCAGGAACAGGCAAAUCCCAUUUGAUCAAAACUAUAAGUGCAUCAGUUUCAAAAACUUUAUGUUAUAGGUCUUCAUGCAUUGAAAAACCAAAUUUGCUUUUGCUUGCACCGACAGGUGUUGCAGCAGUGAAUAUCAAUGGAACCACAAUACAUUCAGCUUUAGGAAUUUCUGUAGAGUCUCGUGGGUUAACCCUUCACAAGCUUCCAGAUAAAAAGAGAUGUAAAUUAAGGCAAGAGCUAUCAGAUGUUAAAGGUAUCAUUAUUGAUGAAAUAUCUAUGGUAUCCAAUAAGUUACUGUUGUAUGUGCAUCAAAGGUUAAUAGAAAUAUUUGGAUGUGUUUCUGAUUUUUCAAAACCAUUUGCUGGCUUAACAAUAAUUUUAGUGGGUGAUUUGCAUCAAUUACCCCCCGUAAUGCAAAAACCAAUUUAUGCAGAAUUCAGCGAUGAAUUGUAUAACAUUUAUCCACUAUGGCGAAACUUUCAGAUGUGUGAAUUGACUGAAGUUAUGAGACAACGGGGUGAUACUGUUCUAAUUGACCUACUAAAUAAUGUUAGGCUAGGAACUCUAUCUUCACAGGAUGAACAUCUCAUCCGUUCACGAUUCAUUGAUGAAAAUAGUAAACACUACCCAAUAAAUGCAUUGCAUAUUUAUGCAGAAAAUGAGCCAGCUAGAGUUCAUAAUGCAAGAUUGUUAAAUAGUUUAAACAGCGCUUUGAUAACAAUAGAUGCCAUUGAUCAAGUUCCGAAAGAAGUCCCUUCUCAUGUUUAUGAAAGAAUUCAAAACUUAAGCCAAUCAAGAACUGGUGGAUUAGCUUUCCAGUUAUCUUUAAAGAUAGGUGCUAAGGCAAUGUUGACAUCUAAUAUUGACAUUCCUGAUAAGCUAAUAAAUGGUCAAAUUGGUACAAUAGUCCAUGUUGUAGCGCAAAAUGAUUCAAUUAAAACCAUUUAUGUUGAAUUUGACAAUCUAAAUGUUGGAACAAGUAAAAUACGUUCAGACAGACUUGCACAACAAUUAAAUGCAGUACCAAUUGAUCGAGUGACUACCGAAAUAAGAACAAACGAGAAAAAACUUUCCUCUCCGGUCAUUAAACGUACCCAAUUUCCUUUAAUGUUAUCAUGGGCUUGUACUGUACACAAAGUUCAAGGCCUAAGUUUACAAGAGGUUGUCAUUAGUUUUAAUUUGCUGAAACAGAGAUCAUUCAAUAAUGGACAGAUGUAUGUAGCUCUCAGCCGUGUAACGUCUUUGCAAGGGCUCCACUUAAUAGGGGUGUUCAAGUCCAGUGCCAUCAAUGUUGACGACAAAGCUAAAAAAGAAUAUCAGUAUUUAAGAGAAAAUCAAAGUUUAAGUUUUACAACAGAUUUGGUGGCAAAGGAAUCUGAACAUAGCAUAUUGUCUUUAGUUGUUUGUAAUGUAAGAUCAUUGCGUAAGCAUUGCAAAGAUUUAUCUUGUGAUAAAACACUUUCAUCUAGUGAUAUUAUUCUCUGCACUGAAACGCAACUGACAAAUACUGAAAAUUUAACAGAUAUCAUGAUUGAUGGUUUUAAAUUGACGUGUAAUAAUGAUAAUGAACACAGAUUUUCUAGCUUAGCAAUGUAUUACAAAAACAAAAUUGAAUUACUAGAUCAUUUCAAAAUUAAUGGUUUUUCUGUUUUAGAAGUUUUAAAUAGCCAUAAUCUUCCAUUGAAAAUUAAAAUAUUGUUAUUGUACAAAAAAAAAGAUAUGCUAGUUGGACAAUUUUUAGAAACUCUAGGCUACCUUUCUGUGUCUAUGAACAUUGAUAUUGUUGUUGGUGAUUUUAAUCUAAAACCAAAUGCACUGCUAGAACAAACGCUUAAUGGUUAUGAACAGGUUGUUUCAGAACCAACGCAUUUAGGGGGGUCGAUACUAGAUCAUGUAUACAUAAAAAAAUCGUUAUUAGAACAGUUUCUUGUUUAUGUGAGUGUAAAAAGUUUGUUCUUUACUGACCAUGAGGCCAUUACAAUUUCUCUUAGAAAUAAAUAGAUUUACAAGAUUCUGGGGGAGGGUGUUGUGGGAUGGUGGUUUUGAGUUUAGGUUUUGCACUGACAAUUACAUAGGGCUUAAAAUAACGGGCGGUCGUCACUGCAAAGAAGAGGCUUUUCAGAGCAUUUUCAGUCCACAAGAUGGCCUCGCCUUUUUGGAAAUGCUCUGAAAAGUGAAAUGCUCUGAAAAGUCUUUUCUCCACAGUGAUGACGUCCUGUUAUUUUAAUAAGCCCUGAAGUAGUCAAGUAAGGAUUCGAAAUAAAUAAAUAAUAUGAUGUGAUUGUGGAAAUAAGAGUGAGUGUCUGCUCAACACUUUUUGAGACAUUGAUUUCAAAGCACUUUUUUGUUUUACCACCACCUACAAUGAGAGGCUACUUACUUUAUAUGUGUAGAGAUAUGCAUGGCAUUGAUAAAAAUAAUGCUAAUGUUGAUUUUAUUUUGUGAUACUGUAUAGUUCAUUGUAAUGUUUAUUCUCUUUCUAAUUUAAAGUAAGUAAUAAGCCUUCUAAUUGUUUUUACAAUAAUUAUGUAUUUUUCGUUUAUAAAACUCUCGAUAACUAGAACUCUGAAGGAGUAUUUGGGUUAUUGAGAGGGAGUUGCACUGUGGGACCAUCCAUUUAGUACGUACGCAUCUAAGUGGGGAGGGGAUCUGAUAAAUGCGUACAUCUAUUGUUUGAAUGACAUCACUUCUAUUAUUUUCUGCGUACUAUGGGGGGAGGGUUUUUUUUUGCGUAUAUACUUUGUGGAUGCUCCUUAUAUUAAAUUACUUUUUAGUAUAUGUAUUUGAAUGUUAUUAGAAAAUCUUUGUAGAAAUUCUCCAACGAUAUACAAAUCUAAUAGACAAUUGAAAUAAUAAUAACAUUCACUUCGAAAUGGCAAUAGACUUUUAACUCACGUAUCUCAAAGAAUUGGAUAACGAAACUUAAAACUGAAAUCCACUUUGAAAUAAAUGUUGCUGGUUUUCAAAUUGAAACUGUUGAAAUUGUCAAAUUGAAAGUGCUGUUUCGAAUUAAAAGAUUUUGUUAUAUGGAUAUACCUACACAAUGUUGUCAUUGGAUAACCAUACCUUACACAAAGCAAUGUUUCCUAGUUAAAGAUAUGAUUAAUCAAUAAUACAAAAACAAGUAUUCCAGCUCUGUGUGAUAGCUAAACGAAGCCACCAUCUUCAUAAUUCUACCUGCCAAGUGGUUUAUGUAUUGUUUCAUUGAUACCUGGUGAAGAAGGUCUAUGUGAUAUUUAUUAUAGUAGAAGAUGUCAUUAAGACGACAACGCUUCGUUUUAUUUCGUGAGUUGAUGAAAAGAGAAAUUUACCGCAGCAAUUUUAUACAAAAUAAACGUACUCGGGAGUAAAAUAUAAAGCAUACACUACUUCCAUAUAAUCUAUUUACUGGAAAUCAGACUGUUUUGUCCGGCAAUUUUUCCUAUGCCAAAUUCAAUUAAAGCUCAAGGAAAUGCAAGAGAAAGGAAUCGGCAAGGAGUCUGUUCUCACUGUUUUAUUUUCAUGUUUAAAUUUUAUUCUUACGAAAACCUAUGAACAAUUGUAAUUGCGUUUUCUUUUGUUAAAUCUAUGAAAGCUAAAAUCCGCACAA
This is a messenger RNA of Hydractinia symbiolongicarpus, 8619 nucleotides long. RefSeq lists its product as uncharacterized. Gene Ontology annotation, molecular function: DNA helicase activity. NCBI's taxonomy places the organism in Eukaryota, Metazoa, Cnidaria, Hydrozoa, Anthoathecata, Hydractiniidae. Gene Ontology annotation, biological process: DNA repair; telomere maintenance. The record is from RefSeq and is a predicted model, not a curated record. The transcript has 2 exons. The coding region runs from base 960 to 7031 and encodes 2023 amino acids.